AUGUACCAUCAACGCCCCAUAAUCGCUGCAUCGUGGGUAGAAAUUCUGUCCUCCAGGCAAGCCCUGCGGCCCCUCCCCAGUGAACAGAUGGCGUCGUAUUUUGGGCACACGGUUGCGGUGGCUGAUAUCAACGGAGACAGGAAAGACGACAUUCUUGUGGGGGCCCCCCUCUUCAUGGAGCGCCGUCCAGACAGCAAACUCUACGAAGUGGGGAGAGUUUACUUGUACCUGCAGCGGAAGACCCCCCAUUCCUACAGUGUCCCCUGGCAGAAACUGACUGGCACGGAUGUCUAUGGGCGCUUUGGCAUGGCGAUUGCACCCCUGGGUGACAUGGAUCAGGAUGGAUACACCGGUUAG
Gekko japonicus is the source of this 357-nucleotide messenger RNA. RefSeq names its product integrin alpha-IIb-like. Bases 1 to 357 code for a protein of 118 amino acids. Lineage: Eukaryota; Metazoa; Chordata; Lepidosauria; Squamata; Gekkonidae. Gene Ontology annotation, biological process: cell adhesion mediated by integrin; cell-matrix adhesion; cell-cell adhesion. Gene Ontology annotation, molecular function: integrin binding. Gene Ontology annotation, cellular component: external side of plasma membrane; integrin complex. The record is from RefSeq and is a predicted model, not a curated record. The transcript is spliced from 4 exons.